Molecule: messenger RNA, 2716 nt
Organism: Chenopodium quinoa (quinoa)
Lineage: Eukaryota; Viridiplantae; Streptophyta; Magnoliopsida; Caryophyllales; Amaranthaceae
Product: protein MAIN-LIKE 1-like
Exons: 3
Coding region: 515-2182 (555 amino acids)
Biological process (GO): meristem maintenance; meristem development
Source: RefSeq, a predicted model, not a curated record
AACGUCGUUCGUAUUUUACUAGGUGACGUUCACAUUUUUUACAUGAAUUUCCUAAAUUGCCCUCCGUAUAUAAAUACUCGAUAAAGUAAGUUAGGGCUUUACGAGACAUUUCCCAUCUCACAAAAUCACUCUUUGACACUUUCUCUCUCUAAAACCUUCCAAAAAAUCUGAAAUUUUGAAAAAAAAAAAAUCAGAAAUUUUUUUUUUAAAAAAAAAAACCAAAAUAGUUGAAGGCUACUCAAACACAAGCAAAUCUUGCAAUCAAACGUUGAAUCCGACAAUGGCAGACCGACGGAGAAUUAGGCUGACGUUUGGUGGUCGUGGUGGCGGCGUUAGCGGCGGCGAGCCGAUUGAGGGUUCUGGUCCUCGUCAUGCAAGAUCAAGACGUUUGAAUGUGUCUGUUAGGAGGGAGUUAGGUGGUGCAGGACCUUCACAUGCACCGUUUCAGCAUGAGCAGUAGUAUGGGACUGCUGGUGCUUGGUCGGGGGAGCACCAGUCACAGGGUAGCGCCCCCAUGUAUUCGUCUACUGGAGUGCCUUCAUCAGAUGAGGAUGAGGAUGAAGAUCGAGGAAGUCAAUCUACUGGAGAUGCACAGUACGACCCUCAGGAUUACCGUACUGUGUAUAGGGGUGACCAUGGGAGAUAUGUUAGCAGUAGUGAACCAGGUCAAGCUUCUACCAGCUCGUCAGAGUCAUGGGUGGUGCAGGAGCCGAUGCCAGGUGGGCCUGAGGAUGGUACCGUUAUUCCGAGUUUUGGGGGUCACGUGUCUGCCUACAUAUGGGGUGGGCAGGAGCGAAACGUGCUGCGGUGUUUGAGCAGGACACAGUUGUGUUCUGAAUUGGGUAACUGGCGCGCUCGUCUUCCGCCGGAGCACCUGGAACCGAUUGAUGGCACUGGUCUAUCUCAUUUACCCGGGAUCAUGUUCCGGCGAUUUGACUGGCCCUUAAUUUCUGCUUUUGUUGAGAGAUGGCAGCCAGACACGAACACGUUUCACAUGCCUUUUGGGGAGAUCACGAUCAUGCUGCAUGAUGUGUAUCAUAUUCUAGGGCUUCGUGUCGACGGUUCCAUGGUUUCCACUACUCCUAGCACGGACGUUUUACGGGACGCGUGCUCGGUUACCUUGGAUAUGACUGAGGAAGAGCUGAAUGAGAAGUGCGGUACCAAAACCGUAUGGCAGGGUAGUGGGGUCCUGACUGAGAGGAUAGUGGAGUCGACCUUGGAGGCGCAGAGGCCCUUCAGUUUCCAUUACAGGGCGUACCUGUGGUUAGUACUCGGCGGUUGUUUGUUUUUGGACAAGAGUGGAAACCGUACUCAUCCUUCCUUCCUCAACGAGCUGUUUGUUGAGGAUGUUCAGAUUAGUGAGUACUCCUGGGGUUCUACUGUGCUAGCAUACAUGUACCGGCAAUUGGGUACAGCAUCACGAAAAGAUGCUGAUUCUAUCGCUGGCUGCCUUAUGCUUCUGCAGGCGUGGAUCUACGAGUACUUUCCGUGUUUCCGGCCUCAGCAGGGGACCUUGACCAGAGAGCUUGCUAUUCCUCGUGCGUCCGCCUGGGAUGUUGGAUCGGGGUGCCCUAACAAGAGCAUGGAGCGCCUUCUCGCUUUUCGGGCUAGGUUGGAUCAUUUGACUGACAAUGAAGUUAACUGGCUACCAUACGGAGUUGAUCCAGCACUACGCGUGCCUGCUACUCUUUUCAUUGGCUGCAUCCAGUAUCGUAGCAUUAUUGAGCCAUACAUGCCUGAUCGAGUGGUUCGGCAACUUGGAUACGUCCAGGGCAUUCCACUAGCCAUUAUCAGGCCUGAGAAGGCUAAGAGACCGACGAACUUGAAGAUGUAUCGGGUUGACUUUCCGCCAGAGAUGACAUCUGUGAUGUGGACUCGGUUUGUCCCUGGUAUGUCUUUUAGUGUCGUGGUAGGUGCCCUCAGCAGACUUGGUGGUGGUGCUCCUACAGUCGGUCCUGGUUACAUGCAGUGGCUGUACCGAUUUUCUCAUCCACGUGUUUCUCCAGUUGCGUCAUCACAUGAGAGUCGCACACUGCCAGAGAGAACUAACACGGAUUACUGGAUGGGUCGGUCUAUGGAGGUCAUCAACAGGACCCUGGAGGAGUAUCCGAGCCUAUCGCGUGAUACAAGAGCAAUGGCUGAGGCGCUACGAGCUGAUUGGAGGGCGAUGAUGGGGUUGUGAACUUCCUGUUUUUUUUUUUUUUUUUUUUUUUUUUUUUUAUUUCCCUUGUACGCAUUUCUUUUAUGUACUAUUUAUUCGUCACGUACUUUAAGUAUUGAACAACUGUUUUGGUGGUUUUGUAAAUAUUUUGUUUAAUUAAGUUCAAUUCGUUGCAAAUUACAUAACGACAACUGUUUAACAUAAAUGAAAGUACAACAACAUGUUCACUAUCUAAUUAAGGCAUCCCACAUGUUCCUUCUAGCUUCGUAACGCUGAUCCCAACCGUCAACACUUGGGCCGUGGUGCUCAAUCCACCAACCUGCAACCGGGGGAAGUGGCGAAUCAGGUGCAAGUUCAAUACAAAUAAAAUGUGAGGCCCCAACUGUAGCGAUGACAAACUCUCGCUCCGGUGCUGUGACCCCCCUUCUUGCCCGCAACGGCAAUAUCGUGAGGCAUGGGUAGUAGCAAGUUGGUGUUUGGCCUACACCAAGAAUAAUAACCGCUGCGUUGAACCAAGUCGCAAUAGGAAAUAAAUCUUGUAUUGCAACCAUCCAA